Chanos chanos (milkfish) is the source of this 3729-nucleotide messenger RNA. RefSeq names its product Rap guanine nucleotide exchange factor 4a (gene rapgef4a). The transcript is spliced from 30 exons. The record is from RefSeq and is a predicted model, not a curated record. Gene Ontology annotation, biological process: Ras protein signal transduction. NCBI's taxonomy places the organism in Eukaryota, Metazoa, Chordata, Actinopteri, Gonorynchiformes, Chanidae. Gene Ontology annotation, molecular function: guanyl-nucleotide exchange factor activity. Gene Ontology annotation, cellular component: plasma membrane. Bases 1 to 3033 code for a protein of 1010 amino acids.
AUGAUUUCUCCAAAGAUGGUUGCCGCACACUCCUCUUCCCACACCUCUGCGUCUGCAGAGUGGAUUGUUUGCCUGGAUAAGAGGCCUUCGGAACGCUCUGGAGAAGAUGUAGACAUUAUUCUUGCUCGGCUGAAGAACGUGAAGGCUUUUGAGAAGUUCCAUCCCAGCCUGCUUCAGCAGAUCUGUCUGUGUGGUUUCUACGAGUGUCUGGAGAAAGGCAUCACCUUGUAUCGACAGGGCGAUAUUGGAACCAGCUGGUAUGCUGUUCUCUCUGGCUCACUGGAUGUCAAAGUGUCUGAAACUGCUAACCAUCAGGAUGCGGUCACAAUAUGCACUUUGGGUGUUGGGACAGCGUUUGGUGAGUCGAUCCUGGACGACACGCCACGACACGCGACCAUUGUCACGCGGGAGUUUAGUGAACUGCUACGUAUUGAACAGAGAGAAUUUAAGAACCUGUGGGAGAAAUAUCGGCACUGUAUGGCAGGACUCCUGGCCCCUCCCUACGCUAUCAUGGACAGCGGCCCCGGCACUGACCGAAUGCCAGACAAAGAGAACUUGAGCACCCAUUCCCUCGUGUCUACAUCCAAACAUUUAAAGAAGGUGCCGUCAGAGAAGAUCCUGCAGGCUGGAAAGGUGAUGCGCAAUGUCAUACUGUCCAGGGCCCCACAUAUGAUCAGGGACAGGAAGUACCAUCUGAGGACCUACAGACGGUGCUGUGUAGGUACAGAGCUGGUUGAUUGGCAGAUGGAUCAGAGUAUGUUCAUUCACUCUCGUGUUCAGGCUGUGGGGAUGUGGCAGGUGUUGGUAGAGGAGGGUGUUCUCAACCACAUUGACCAUGAGCAGAGUUUCCAGGAUAAGUAUUUUUUCUACCGCUUUCUGGACGAUGAGCAGGAGGAGGUGUCUUUUCCCACUGAAGAGGAGAGGAAAGAGAGUGAGGAAGAACUGCAGGAUACCCUCCUCCUCCUCUCUCAGAUGGGGCCAGACGCUCAUUUGCGGAUGAUCCUGCGAAAGGCACCUGCCCAGAGGACGGCAGAUGAUUUGGAGAUUAUUUAUGAAGAGCUUGUCCACAUUAAAGCCUUAUCACACCUCUCCACUACAGUGAAGAGAGAAUUGGCUGGUGUGCUCAUUUUUGAAUCUCAUGCAAAAGCUGGAACUGUCUUGUUUAAUCAGGGAGAAGAGGGGACGUCCUGGUACAUCAUUCUAAAGGGCUCCGUGAACGUGGUGAUCUAUGGAAAGGGAGUCGUGUGCACGCUGCACGAGGGCGAUGACUUUGGGAAACUCGCUCUGGUGAACGACGCUCCGCGAGCCGCGUCCAUUGUCCUGCGGGAAGACAACUGCCACUUCCUCCGGGUCGAUAAGGAAGAUUUCAACAGGAUCCUGAGGGACGUGGAGGCUAACACAGUGCGUCUGAAGGAACAUGAUCAGGAUGUGUUGGUUCUCGAGAAGAGCACAGGCAGAAACUCCACCCAUGGAGGCUCCGCCCCUCACAAAUACACGGUGAUGGCAGGCACGCCACAGAAGAUUCUGGAACACUUUCUGGAAACCAUGAGGCUGGAUUCUUCAUGUAACGAACCAGACCCAGCCCUGGAUGACUUCUUGCUUAUGCACUGUGUUUUUCUCCCCAACUCUCAGCUGUGUCCUCUGCUCAUGGAUCAUUACCGCGCCCAGGCGUCUCAGGGGUCAGAGCAGGAGAGACUGGAUUACGCUCUGAGUAACAAGCGUCGGGUGGUCCAGCUGGUCCUGCAGUGGGCUGCUGUGUAUGGGGACCUGCUGCAGGAGGAACAGACCACGCUGGCUUUCUUAGAGGCGUUUUACUUGUCUGUGUCUGAAGACGCCAAACUGUUCCCUGCUUUGAAAGACCAGCUCCACCAACUGGAAAAGAUCGUCAAACACAACACUGAGGAUGCAAAUGCUUCUCAUAAAAAGCACAAGGUCCUGCUGAGGCAGUUCAGCAUGGGGGAGGAGAAACUGCAGAAACGCCAGCCAAUCAAAAGCAACGAUGAGAUCCUGUUUAAGGUGUACUGCAGUGACCACACCUACACCACCAUACGUGUGUGUGUCGCCGCGACCGUGUGCGAGGUCAUCGGUGCCGUGGCCGACAAGCUGGGUUCGGCCGACGACCUUUUGCUGAUCCAUCUCAGCUCUGCCGGAGAUAAAGUGGUUCUGAAGCCCAGUGACGUUUCUGUCUUCUCCACUCUCAGCAUUAAUGGCCGACUGUUUGUGUGUCGCAGGGACCAGCUCGACUCACUGACCCCACUGCCUGAGCAGGAGGGGCCCACCACAGGAUCCAUGUCCACCUUUGAGUUAAUGAGCUCCAAAGAUCUUGCUUAUCAGAUGACUCUCUAUGACUGGGAACUCUUCAACUGUGUGCAUGAGCAUGAGCUGAUCUACCAGACGUUUGGGAGGCAGCACUUUAAAAAGAGCACGGCCAACCUGGACCUGCUGCUCCGACGCUUUAAUGAAGUCCAGCUGUGGGUGGUCACUGAGACCUGUCUCUGUAAUCAGCUCAGCAAACGAGUUCAACUGCUCAAAAAGUUCAUCAAGAUGGCCGCACACUGUAAGGAGUAUAAGAAUCUGAAUUCAUUCUUUGCCAUAGUGAUGGGCCUGGGUAACCCUGCAGUGAGCAGACUCAAUCAGACCUGGGAGAAACUUCCCAGCAAAUUCAAGAAGUUUUAUGGAGAGUUUGAAAAUUUGAUGGACCCGUCCAGGAACCACAGAGCCUACCGUCUCACUGUGGCAAAACUAGACCCUCCAAUAGUACCCUUCAUGCCCCUUCUCAUCAAAGAUAUGACCUUUACCCAUGAGGGCAACAGGACAUCCAUUGACAGUUUGGUUAAUUUUGAGAAAAUGCGUAUGAUUGCAAACACAGUCCGGAUAGUAAGAUACUGCAGAAGUGAACCAUUCAGUCAGGACUCAUGUCUGACGAUGAAGAACCAUCAGGAUGUGCGCAGCUACGUCCGGCAGCUGGCUGUGAUUGACAACCAGCGGACUCUGUCCCAGCUCUCACACAGACUGGAACCUCGGCGCACCUGAGCUUCACCAUGAAGCAAAACUACACUACCCAUGCUGCUUCAGUACUACUGCCAAAAAUAAGUUUAGUAUGCAAAAGAAAAUAAAAUCUUUUCAUCUCACGGGUUUGGAUUAAACUGAGAUUACAUGCCAGGAUUAGGGUACAUAGGCCUUAUUAGCUGUGGCUACUCCGUGCGUUAUCAGUCAGGGUGGAUUUAAUGCCAUACAUUUCUGUCUGUUUACCUCUGUGGGCUGUAUCUGCGGAACACACAGUUCAAAUAACGUGUGUUGGUCCUAAAAAGCUUAGACUGGACAGUCACAUCACUCAUAAAAAUUCACAUUACUCUGUACUUAUGCUCUCAGAGACUUUGUCACUUGUCCAAACUAAGAGUGCACAUUUGAUAUUUUACUGCCCACAAUUAGCCAAUCAGAGAACAGAUCCCUGAGCACAGCUGUUAGCGCGUGAGUUUUUAUUUUAGAAUCUUUCCCACGUCUUUUUUUCCUUUGAAUUACACUCUGCUGGGGAAGAAGUUUGACUUGUGUAUGUUUUAAUCUGAAGAUAUAUGUAUUUAUUUAUACUGACCACAGCAUGUACUGGAUCUGAAUAUGAACUGAGGGGCAGUGACUCAAAGUCUAAGAGAAUUUUCCUGUGUGUCUUCUGUAAAUAAUGUAAACUCAUUAAAAAUACUUGCUGAGAUUAUGCAAAAAGAUUUUUUUUAA